AUGUCUUACUACUUCAACUGUGAUGAUGUGGCCCUGAAGAAGUAUUUCCUAUACCAUUCCUAUGAAGAGCAGGAACAUGCUGAAAAGCUGAUGAAACUGCAGAAUCAAUGUGGUGUCCCCAUCUUCCUGCAAGACAUCAAAAAACCAGAUAGUGAGCUCUGGAAUAGGGGACUGAACACAAUGGAGUGUGCUCUGCACUUGGAAAAAAAUGUCAAUCAGUCAUUACUGGAACCGGAACUGCACAAGCCGGCAACUGACAAAAGUGACCCCCAUUUAUGUGCUUUCAUCAAAACCCAUUACUUGGAUAAACAGGAAAAGUCUAUCAAAUAA
Molecule: messenger RNA, 330 nt
Organism: Dromiciops gliroides (monito del monte)
Lineage: Eukaryota; Metazoa; Chordata; Mammalia; Microbiotheria; Microbiotheriidae
Product: ferritin heavy chain-like
Exons: 1
Coding region: 1-330 (109 amino acids)
Biological process (GO): iron ion transport; intracellular iron ion homeostasis
Cellular component (GO): cytoplasm
Molecular function (GO): ferrous iron binding; ferric iron binding
Source: RefSeq, a predicted model, not a curated record